Eublepharis macularius is the source of this 5697-nucleotide messenger RNA. RefSeq names its product rabaptin, RAB GTPase binding effector protein 1 (gene RABEP1). Gene Ontology annotation, biological process: Golgi to plasma membrane transport; endocytosis. The record is from RefSeq and is a predicted model, not a curated record. NCBI's taxonomy places the organism in Eukaryota, Metazoa, Chordata, Lepidosauria, Squamata, Eublepharidae. Gene Ontology annotation, cellular component: endocytic vesicle; endosome. Gene Ontology annotation, molecular function: growth factor activity; GTPase activator activity. The transcript is spliced from 18 exons. The coding region runs from base 139 to 2766 and encodes 875 amino acids.
CCCGCCCCUUCGCCUGUCAGGAUGAGGCGGCCCAGGGCCGGCGGAGGCGUCGGCUGAGGCUCCGGCUCCGCGUUCCCCGCUCCGGCGUCUGACGUAGCGGACCCGGCCUCGGCGUGACGGGGACCAGCCGGCUCGGCCAUGGCCCAGUCCGGGGCUGCCGCCGCGGCACCCGAAUCUGCAGACGCACUCCUUCAACGAGUAGCAGAAUUGGAAAAAGAUAAUGCUGAAUUUCUACGCACAAAGCAGCAGCUUGAGCAAGAAUUUAAUCAAAAGAGGGCAAAAUUUAAAGAGCUGUACCUGGCAAAGGAAGAGGAUUUGAAAAAGCAAAAUGCAAUUUUACAGGCAGCCCAGGAUGACCUGGGGCAACUGCGGACGCAGCUCAUGGAAGCCCAGGCUGAAAUGGAGAACAUUAAAGCCGUUGCUACGGUGUCUGAAAACACAAAGCAGGAAGCUAUUGAUGAGGUGAAGAAGCAAUGGCAGGAAGAGGUGGCUUCAUUGCAGGCUAUAAUGAAAGAAACUGUCCAUGACUAUGAACGCCAGUUUCAUCACAGGCUGGAGAAAGAACGAUCUCAGUGGAACCAAUACCGUGAAAAUGUGGAAAGAGAAAUAGCAGAGCUAAGGAGAAGGCUUUCAGAAGGCCAGGAAGAGGAAAAUCUCGAAAAUGAAAUGAAGAAGGCUCAAGAAGAUGCUGAGAAGCUUCGUUCAGUAGUGAUGCCUAUGGAGAAGGAAAUUGCAACAUUAAAGGAGAAACUGACACAGGCAGAAGAAAAGAUAAAGGAGCUGGAGGCUUCAAAGGUUAAAGAACUGAAUCAUUACUUGGAAGCUGAGAAAUCCUGUAGGACUGAUCUAGAAAUGUAUGUGGCUGUUUUGAACACUCAAAAGUCUGUUCUGCAGGAAGAUGCAGAAAAACUGCGAAAGGAACUUCAUGAAGUCUGUCAUCUGCUAGAACAAGAAAGGCAGCAGCACAACCAACUGAAACACACAUGGCAAAAAGCCAAUGACCAGUUCUUAGAGUCUCAACGCUUGCUGAUGAGGGACAUGCAGCGAAUGGAAAUCGUGCUGACUUCAGAACAGCUUCGCCAAGUGGAAGAACUAAAGAAGAAAGAUCAGGAAGAUGAAGAGCAGCGAAGACUUCAUAAAAGGAAGGAAGACAAACAGAAAGGCACCGAUGAUGAAUCAAAAGCUGUGUGUUCCAUAGCCCACGAUGAAUCUUUCCCACAGUUCCCUGGUGAAGAGGUACAACCAAGUGUUCAUAGCACAUUUCCCACAUUGGAGGAGCAUGUAAAUAGCGCCCAUGGCUCAGUUCACUCGCUUGACACAGAUGUGCUGCUGUCUUCGGGAGAAUCUCUCAAGUCGGACAAUGACAUGUUUAAAGAAGGAUUGCGGAGGGCACAGUCAACGGACAGCUUGGGGGUGUCUGGGUCUUUACAGUCCAAAACUCUAGGCUACAACAACAAAGCGAAAUCUGCUGGGAACCUUGAUGAAUCUGACUUUGGACCUCUUGUUGGAGCGGACUCCAUAUCUGAGAACUUUGAUACGGCUUCCCUUGGUUCUCUGCAAAUGCCAAGCGGGUUUAUGUUAACCAAAGACCAGGAAAAAGCAAUCAAAGCGAUGACGCCAGAGCAGGAAGAGACGGCAUCCCUUCUCUCCAGCAUUACGCAGAGCGUUGAAAGUGCUUACUUCUCUCCUAGUGGUUUCCGCUUAGUUAGUGAAACAGAGUGGAAUCUCCUUCAGAAGGAGGUGCAAAAUGCAGGCAACAAGCUGGGCAGGCGCUGUGAUAUGUGCUCCAAUUACGAGAAGCAGUUGCAAGGAAUCCAGAUUCAGGAGGCUGAGAUGAGGGAUCAGGUGAAGAAGCUUCAGAUGAUGCUGAGGCAGGCCAAUGAUCAGCUAGAAAAAACAAUGCGGGAGAAACAGGAGCUAGAGGACUGCAUGAAGCAAAGCACCGAGGAAUCGGAAUGUCAGAUUUCUUCACUUAUUAUAAGAGCUCAGGAGUCCGAGACUUUACUUGGUGAAUUACAGCAGGCAUUUUCUCAGGCUAAGAGAGAUGUCCAGGACCAAAUGGCGGUCCUGAUGCAGUCAAGGGAGCGUGUCUCCGAGGAGUUGGUGAGACUCCAGAAAGACAAUGAAAGCCUUCAAGGAAAACAUUGCCUGCAUCUCUCUUUGCAACAGGCUGAAGACUUCAUUCUUCCAGAAUCUGGAGAGGAGCUCCGUGAACUGGUCCUCAAGUACCGUGAAGAUAUCAUUAGCGUUAGGACUGCAGCAGAUCACCUUGAAGAAAAACUAAAGGCAGAAAUUUUAUUCCUGAAAGAACAGAUUCAAGCUGAGCAGUGUUUUAAAGAGAACAUAGAAGAGACAUUGCAGCUAGAAAUAGAGAACUGCAAAGAGGAAAUAGCUGCUGCUUCCAGUCUAAAAGCAGAACUGGAGAGGAUAAAAGUGGAAAAGGAACAGCUGGAGUCCGCUUUGCAGGAAAAGACGCAACAACUGGAAAGCUUGCAAGAAAGGAGAAGUCAUCUUGAAGAGCAGCUGAAGAAGGAAAUCGCUGCAAAGGCAAACCUGGAGCAGCUGAUGUUUGAAGAUAAGAACAAAGCUCAGCGACUGCAGACAGAGCUGGAUGUAAGCGAACAAGUACAGAGAGACUUUGUAAAGCUUUCUCAAACCCUUCAGGUCCAGUUGGAACGGAUCCGGCAAGCAGAUUCCCUGGAGAGAAUCCGAGCAAUCCUCAACGACACAAAACUGACAGACAUUAAUCAGCUUCCUGAAACAUGACACCCUCAAGAGCAGGGCUCUAAGGCUGCAUUUUUUGGGUUUUUUUUUAAAAAAGCCUCAUCUUUAUAGCAAAACAUUAAUUAUUAUUUAACUCUAACUGAAAGAGUGGAAGAUGACACAGGGGAGCAGUGGCCCAGGAUUUGCUUCUGGAAGGGAGAAGGUUUAGCUUGUGGGCAAGAAAUUAUCAGAAAGAGAUGUGCGGGACACUCUGGUGGAGUGUCGGCCUUCAGCAAGGUCAGACUUUUCUAAGUAAUCACGUAUCCUUCCCCUUUCCACAACCUAACAUUUCUCUUUCUCUCCGCUUCCCUUCUCUCCCCACCCCCCAAUACUGUGAUGGAAGUAGCUACCAGAGACCAUGUUUCCCUUCGACCCCUUAAAAUAUUUUGGGUGAAGCUGUUGCAAAGUCUCCUAUCCAUCCCACCCCACCUCCCACCAAUGACUGGUCACACAGUAUUUAGCUAGAUGGCAAACAGGGCAGAAUGCGAUAUAGUAUGCUGUAUGAAUAUUUUAUAUUAAAAUACGAUUUGCAGGGUGCUGGAUACAGGUUGGGUUCUCUAGUUCAGUUCUUUUGUCCCUGGUACAUUGUUGCUUGGAGUUCAGUUGCCAUUGAAAACAGAACGGAGGAGAAGGGUGCAAACUGUUGAGAGAACUUAAGUCAUAAAGAGAAACCAUUGGCAGAUCAGGGGAAUUGUGUUCCUAAGAAGCCUUGCUGUAUAAAACAGCAAAUGCACACUUUCAAAAGAAAAAAUCACAGAUCCAUUUUUGACAAGUGGCACCUUCCUUUCAGAGCUAGCAGCCGGCAACUCUUGUCCUAGCUGAGCUAAGCACUCUGGCCUUUUGCCCGCAAUGCAUUCUUCUUUCUAGUCAUGCGUAGGGUUGAAUUGUUUCUGUUUACCUCAGUCCAUGGAUUGCACAUUCUUGAGCCUGAAAUCCCAUGUCCCAGUGAAAGCUAGUGACUUUGUAGGAAGUUUUUUUUAAAAAAAAGAGACUUGUGUACAAGAAAAGGGUGGGUGGCCUCAGUCUAUGACCAGUGCCUGUUGCAUUGCUAUCCUUCUCUAGCUGAACAGCAGCUGCAUGUUUGCCACUGGUGGGCUUUUUUACAGAGAGGGAGCGAUGGCUGUCAAAACGCUUCUCUACAUUUUCUCUCUCUCUCUCUUUUCCUGCCACCCUGAAGCCCAGACAUGUAACUGAUUUUCUAAAGACUGGGAUGAUUGGAGGGUAUAGAGCCUCCCUUGUUAAUCAUGUUGAGGAUCUUUAGACCUCUGCCCAAGCAACUGUUGAGCUGAAUUCUUCUUUGUAUGUCUUAAUAUAAACAGGAGAACCAUCUUUGUACACUCAUGUUUUGUAAGGGACUCUGAUCCAGCUGCAUCUUCUUGGGCCAGACAUAUUGAGCUUUUCUACAGGGGACCCCUUUUUGGUGAGAGAUUCUCUCCUGCAUACCACUUAGUAUAACUGCAAUCAGUCACUACAGAAUUAAGAAACAGGUUGCUGCAAUCCACCCUCCUUUUAUAGCCUCUAAUGGAAGGGGAAGGAAUAUGGCAGUAACUAUAAAACAAACAUAACAAGGUCAGGAAAUCUAUAGUUUUAAAAGACAUUUGCAGAGCUCAAUCACAUUAGGAUUGGAGAGCUAUUAACUUACUCUAGCCUAUUACUUCAACAAUUUUCUUUUGAACCCUCAAUUACUAGGUAUUUUUUUCCUCAGUUGCUGAAUAUGUCAGGCCAGCUUUUGACCUCACAUUAUCUUCCUUUUGAUGCUUCAGUACUGUUGAAUUUAAGGAUGAGCGGGCUGGGUAUAGCAAUUCCUAUGUCCCUGUCUUAUGGUGAAGUACCAGAUUUGUUUAACCAGUAGUGGCUAAAAACUUAAGUUGCUUGAGUCUGAUUUAUUAGGGAACUGGCCAUACAGAAUAGCACGAGGACAGACCACAGCUUAUGAAUACAAGAAUGAUUGCUAUGGCGUUGGGGACUCGAGUUACUGCUAAAUUCUUGUCCGUUCUAACCUGAAGCCCCAGGAUUCUCCAAGCACUGCUAAGGGACUAAGAGGGGAAAUAGAACUGCAGAGCUAGACUGAAAGGCUUUGGUUCUACAUUUUAUUAACAGAACUUGACAGUGUAAUAAAUUCAGGAGCCUAGAAUUAUAAGUUGAUUAUAGACAUGUGGGCUAAAGAACAUUACAGCUAUGCAAAAAGGGGAUAUUCUAUUUCAUCUAUGGCAUCAUGAAAGCCUCAGAGUGAAACAUGGGCUUGUUUAAAUAUGUGGACUUGAGUCACACUUCCAUAAAUGUGCUUUUAAAAGUGGGGGGGGGGGGGGGUUAGAUGAUGCCCCUCUCACCUUAGAAGAUCUCAGCUCCUACUGAUGUAAAGAACUGGUUUAAAUUUGUUCUAUCUGGCUUUACUGCUCCAGCACUGACUGUAACUACCGCAGCUAGGGUAAAACCACAGCACCCCUUCCAGAACAAGAAUCGGGGACCUGUGUGCAGAAUGAAGGGUAGGGGGAAGCCUGCAAGUUUUAACUCUGUUCUGUAUAUUUGUACAGUCUUAAUAUGUGCAAAAAAAAAUCUUACAGCAUGUCUGUGACCUUGUUAUUGCUAACGGUUAACUGUAACCCCUCCUUUACUUCAGUGGCAUAAAAUCUUGGUCUGCCUACGUCUCCUUUUGAGAGAAGGAAAUUCACCUUUUAAUUAUGGUCCCUUUAGGGUUUGUUUGGGUCUUCCCCCCUGAAAAAAAUAGUAAAAAUCAGUCAGUCUGUUACAUUCCAAACUAAAGUGUUUGGAAUCACUACUGCAUUCCAAUGAACCAAGCCACUGGUGUCCUGUGAAACUGUGGAUGUAGAAUUCUCCUGUCUACUGAAUUCAAAAAUGUAUCCAUUUGUUAACUGUACUGGAGGUGUAUCCUUAAGAAAGUGUUCCAAAUUAAAGGAGUGGAGGGAAAGCUAA